This is a messenger RNA of Ilex paraguariensis (yerba mate), 1081 nucleotides long. NCBI's taxonomy places the organism in Eukaryota, Viridiplantae, Streptophyta, Magnoliopsida, Aquifoliales, Aquifoliaceae. The record is from the annotation of a GenBank genome assembly.
CCCCUUUCACCCCCUUUUUUUUCUUCUUCUUUUUCUAUUCUGUGAUUUUUAGUCCUUCCCGUUCUACAUUAGUUCUUUAAUAGCUCUGCCAAAUUCUACUCCAAUAAUGAUUUUGAUGCAGGUACCUGCAGCAACUAUUGAUACCAGCCACGAGUCUGCAGCCAACUUCCUUCAACAUUCUUUGUGGGCUGCGGAUAAUACUGUGGGACUCCAAUUUCUGGCUGAGGAGACUAUGACAGCAUUUCUUUCAAAAGCAACAGGAAGUGCUGUGGACUGGGUCCCACUUACCAGGAUGAAGUCUGGACCAGACUCAGGCAGGAUCGUUUACAUUUCACACAAUUGCGUUGGAGUGGCUGCACGGGCAUGCACAGUGGUCCCUUUAGAUCCUAUCAAGAUAAUGGAAAUCCUUAAAGACCGUCCCUCUUGGUUUCGGGAUUGUCGAAAAAUGGAAGUCUUUGCCAACUUUCCAGCUAGAAAUGGGGGAACAGUUGAGUUAAUCUACAUGCAAUUUUAUGCCCCUACUAUCCUGGCUUUUGCACGUGAAUUUUGGACACUCAGAUAUACUUCAACUUUGGAAGAUGGGAGCCUUGUGGUAUGUGAGACAUCGAUGUCGGGUUCUGGUGCUGCGCUGAGCUCACCUGCUGCUUUGGAAUUUGUAAGAGCCAAGAUGUUGGCAAGUGGCUAUCUGAUUCGGCCGUGUGAGGGGGAAGGGUCGAUCAUUCACAUUGUUGACCACUUGGAUCUCGAGGCAUUGACUGUUCCUGAGGUGGUGCAACCUCUUUGUGAGUCAUCCAAACUUGUGGCUCAGAAGAUGACAAUUUCUGAUUCAUACUGGCCUAGCAAGCCAACUCGGCGCCUUGUGACAGGUAUAAAGGUCAUAUCCAUGCUUCCCACAAUGGAAAUUUCAACUGACGUCUUUGCCCAACUGAAGGCGCUGCCCCUUUGCCUUCGCCUUCGCCAACCGAAGGCUCUGCCUCUUCAUCAAAGAGCUCUGGCAGAAUACCUAACUUCUGGGGUGGUGGUUUUUGAGGGUGGGGGAUGGUGGGUUUCACAGUGGGUUUUCGAGGGUGGGGUUGGGUGA